Messenger RNA from Sus scrofa (pig), 1490 nucleotides. Its product is annotated as olfactory receptor 2A2-like. Gene Ontology annotation, biological process: G protein-coupled receptor signaling pathway. Lineage: Eukaryota; Metazoa; Chordata; Mammalia; Artiodactyla; Suidae. Gene Ontology annotation, cellular component: membrane. The record is from RefSeq and is a predicted model, not a curated record. Gene Ontology annotation, molecular function: olfactory receptor activity; G protein-coupled receptor activity.
AGCAAUGGAGGGCAACAAAUCCUGGAUCGCAGAAUUCAUCCUGGUGGGAUUCCAGCUCACUGAAGAGAUGGAAUUGCUCCUCUUUGGUAUCUUCUCCCUGUUAUAUAUUUUCAACCUACUGGCAAAUGGCAUUAUCUUGGGACUCAUUUGCCUUGACCCUAGACUGCACUCCCCCAUGUACUACUUCCUAUCUCACCUAGCCAUUAUUGACAUGUCCUAUGCUUCCAGCAAUUUGCCCAAUUUGCUGGCAAACCUACUGAAUCACAAAAAAACUAUCUCCUUUAUCUUAUGUACUUUGCAGAUGAUAUUUAAUUUGAGUUUUGCUUCUAUAGAGUGCCUGAUUUUGGUGGUGAUGUCCUAUGACAGGUAUGUGGCUAUCUGCCAUCCCCUCCAGUACACUGUCAUCAUGAACUGGAGACUGUGCACAGUCCUGGCCAUCACUUCCUGGGCAUGUGGGUUUUCCCUGGCUCUAGUCCAAGUAAUUCUCCUGUUAAGAUUGUCUUUCUGUGGGCCCCAGCAAGUGAACCACUUCUUCUGUGAAAUCCGAUCUGUUCUCAAAUUAGCCUGUGGUAAUACUUGGAUCAAUGAAAUUUUCCUCUUCGCUGAUGGUGUGUUCAUCUUAGUUGGGCCCCUUUCCCUGAUGCUGGUCUCCUAUGUGCACAUCCUCUGGGCCAUCCUGAAGAUCCAGUCAAAGGAGGGCCGCAAGAAAGCCUUUUCCACCUGUUCUUCCCACCUCUGUGUGGUUGGGUUCUACUUUGGCAUAGCCAUGAUGGUUUACUUGGUCCCGGACAAUAAUCAACGAGAGGAGCAGCAGAAAAUCCUUUUCCUAUUUUACACCCUUUUCAACCCAUUGCUAAACCCCCUUGUCUACAGUCUAAGGAAUGCUCAAGUGAAGUCUGCCUUCCACAGAGUAUUGCAGAAAAAGAGGACAAGGUAAAUUUUUGGUGCAGUGGAGUUUUCUCUUUAGGAGUUGUGAUUGCUGGUGAAAAAAAAAAGUCUCAAGAAAAUUCCCCAAGAAGAAGUAUGUUUUAAUGAUGAGCAUUACUCAUGAGUAACAUCAGCAGGAUGACAGAAUAGGAACCCCUAAGAAACCAUUCCUCAGCUGUGACAGCAAUAUAUAGACUAGUACUCUUUGUAAGAACAACGGAAGUGAGAUAAUAGGUUGAAGUAUCCCAGACAAAUACAAAUCCAAGAAGAAAUACAGUGUUUAGGCAAUUUUAUGGCACUUUUAACCUGCUGGAACUACUGGCUUAUCAUGUCAGGAUCAGGAGAAAAUUCCCAACUCCCAACACUCCCUUAAGAGGUAAAGAGAAUAAUAGACCAUGCAUACUACUUUCUGCCUUUUCAAGGAGUUCCCUGAGGGUUUGUUAUAUGUAUUGCCUGACUCAGAGCACUCGUGGGAAUGGCACUUUGGACUCCUCGUUGGGGCCUCUGAGAAACAUGGCAAGCAGCCAACUUUUUACUGCAGUAUAGAGAUUGUAGCAUUUCAU